AUGGGACAAGUGCCUAGCGGUGCUGGACCUGGCCGUGGCCAGCAAAAAAAUGGCAAGGAUGGCAAGAAAAAAGAGAAGAAGUGGGAGCAGCCGCUGCCGACGCGGAUCGGCAAGAAGAAGAAGAAGCAUUCGGAUGCGGCGGCCAAGCUGCCCGCCGUCUUUCCUACCACGCGGUGCCGCCUGAAACUGCUGAAGCUCGAGCGCAUCAAGGACCACCUUUUGCUCGAGGAAGAGUUUGUGAUGAACCAGGACCGCCUGAAACCCAAAGACGACCGCGAUGCCGAGGAGCGCACGCGUGUGGAUGACUUGCGCGGCAGUCCGAUGGCUGUCGGAUCCCUCGAGGAGAUCAUUGACGACGAGCAUGCUAUAGUGAGCAGUGCGACGGGCCCCGAGUACUACGUCAGCAUCAUGAGCUUCGUCGACAAGGAUUUGCUCGAGCCGGGGUGCAGUGUCCUGCUGCACCACAAGACCAUGUCGAUUGUCGGCGUGCUCUCUGACGAUACGGAUCCUAUGGUAUCGGUCAUGAAGCUCGACAAGGCGCCGUCGGAAAGCUAUGCCGACGUCGGCGGCCUCGACACCCAGAUCCAGGAAAUCAAAGAGUCGGUCGAACUCCCCCUCACACACCCCGAGCUGUACGAGGAGAUGGGAAUCCAUCCCCCCAAGGGUGUUAUUUUAUACGGUGUGCCGGGCACGGGCAAGACGCUGCUCGCCAAGGCGGUCGCGAAUCAGACCUCGGCGACCUUCCUCCGUGUGGUCGGAUCGGAACUGAUCCAAAAGUAUUUAGGCGACGGGCCAAAGCUAGUCCGUGAGCUGUUCCGGCUCGCGGAUGAGCACGCGCCAAGUAUCGUGUUCAUCGACGAGAUUGACGCUGUAGGAUCCAAGCGCUACGACUCGAGUUCCGGCGGCGAGCGCGAGAUUCAGCGCACGUUGCUCGAGCUGCUCAACCAGCUGGAUGGAUUCGAUAGCCGCCACGAUGUCAAGGUGAUCAUGGCGACCAACAAGAUUGAGAGCCUCGAUCCAGCGCUGAUCCGCCCAGGCCGUAUCGACCGAAAAAUCGAGUUUCCUUUGCCAGACCAAAAGACCAAGAUGCACAUCUUCCGCCUGCACACCAGCCGCAUGAACCUCGACGAGGAUGUAAACUUGGAAGAGUUUGUCGCUAUGAAGGACGACUUGAGCGGCGCGGAUAUCAAGAGUCUCGCCACCGAGGCGGGGCUGCUUGCGCUGCGCGAACGUCGGAUGCGCGUCACGAAAAAGGACUUUAGCACCGCGCGCGAGCGCGUGAUUGACCGCAAGAACGAGGGGACACCCGAGGGUCUCUACUUGUAG
This is a messenger RNA of Malassezia vespertilionis, 1326 nucleotides long. It is a transcript of the gene RPT2, whose product is annotated as ATPase of 26S proteasome regulatory subunit 4. Lineage: Eukaryota; Fungi; Basidiomycota; Malasseziomycetes; Malasseziales; Malasseziaceae. Gene Ontology annotation, biological process: proteasome-mediated ubiquitin-dependent protein catabolic process. The transcript is spliced from 3 exons. Gene Ontology annotation, molecular function: ATP binding; ATP hydrolysis activity; proteasome-activating activity. The record is from RefSeq and is a predicted model, not a curated record. The coding region runs from base 1 to 1326 and encodes 441 amino acids. Gene Ontology annotation, cellular component: proteasome regulatory particle, base subcomplex.